Molecule: messenger RNA, 1431 nt
Organism: Daphnia magna
Lineage: Eukaryota; Metazoa; Arthropoda; Branchiopoda; Diplostraca; Daphniidae
Gene: wap
Product: DDB1- and CUL4-associated factor 7
Exons: 7
Coding region: 150-1202 (350 amino acids)
Cellular component (GO): nucleus
Molecular function (GO): protein binding
Source: RefSeq, a predicted model, not a curated record
UGAUUUAAUAGGUCGGUUUGAUUGUUUGCGUUGGUCAUUUCUCACUUGUCAAUCCGGUAAAAUUUUAAUUUUACUAAUAUCGUAAGUUACGAGAAAAAAGACACCGAAAUCGUUUUAACGAUUUUUAAUACCCGUGGAGUCGCGUAAACAUGGCGGGGCUAAAUGUUGCCCCGAAACGAAAAGAAAUUUACAAGUACGAAGCACCAUGGACUCUUUACAGUAUGAAUUGGUCGGUGCGCCCGGAUAAGAGAUUCAGAUUGGCCAUUGGAAGUUUUGUAGAAGAAUACAACAACAAGGUUCAGGUUAUCUCUCUAGAUGAAGACUCUGCAGAAUUCAGUGCCAAAAGUACUUUUGAUCAUCCAUAUCCCACUACAAAAAUAAUGUGGAUUCCUGACGCUAAAGGAGUUUUUCCUGAUUUACUUGCUACUAGUGGAGACUAUCUACGCAUAUGGAAAGCAGGAGAACCAGAUACAAGACUAGAAUGCCUCCUUAAUAAUAACAAAAAUUCUGACUUUUGUGCACCUCUCACAAGUUUUGAUUGGAAUGAAGUUGAACCUAAUCUUAUUGGAACUUCUAGCAUAGACACAACAUGUACAAUAUGGGGCCUAGAAACUGGGCAGGUAGUUGGCAGAGUUGGGGGCACGGGGAAUUGUGUGUCGGGACAUGUCAAAACUCAGUUAAUUGCUCAUGACAAAGAAGUGUACGAUAUUGCAUUCAGCAGGGCGGGAGGGGGCAGAGAUAUGUUUGCAUCUGUCGGUGCUGAUGGCUCGGUAAGGAUGUUUGAUCUUAGACACCUAGAGCAUUCCACAAUUAUAUACGAGGAUCCGCAGCAUCGCCCUCUAUUACGACUGGCAUGGAAUAGGCAGGAUCCUUCUUAUUUAGCAACCAUCUCAAUGGACGCUUGCGAAGUAGUAAUACUUGAUGUAAGAGUACCAUGUACUCCAGUCGCCCGCUUGAGCAAUCACAGAGCUUGCGUCAAUGGCAUUGCAUGGGCUCCGCAUUCUUCCUGCCACAUUUGCACCGCUGGUGAUGACCAUCAAGCCUUGAUAUGGGAUAUCCAGCAAAUGCCAAGAGCAAUUGAAGAUCCUAUUCUUGCUUACACAGCAGCUGAGGGUGAAAUCAACCAAAUUCAGUGGGGAGCUACUCAACCCGAUUGGAUUGCCAUCUGCUACAAUCGAUCCCUUGAAAUUCUGCGAGUUUAACUCUUUACCACGUGUAAACCCAAACUCGGUAUGACGAAGGUUGUAUGACUUACUAUCAGAUUUCCUUUCUACUAAAUCGUUUUUAAAUCGUUCGUAUCUUAUUGUGGUUCGAGUCGUUAAAUAUUAUUAUGCGGAUGUGAAAUCAUAGAGAAGUUUUUUCUGGUAUUGAUUAAUGAUUACGAAUUUUCUGUAAUGUUGCAAAAAUUAAAAUAAGUGACUUUGAUUUGAA